AUGUUUCGCAAGAAGAAAAAGAAGAGGCCUGAGAUAUCAGCGCCAAAGAACUUUGAGCACCGUGUCCACACGUCAUUUGAUGCCAAACGCGGCUGCUUUGUGGGCCUGCCGACCCAAUGGCAAAGCCUCAUAGAAAACCUGCGAAGGCCCAAACCCAUGGUGGACCCAUCCAGGAUCACAGAGGUGGAGCUGAGGCCAAAGAAGACCAUUGUGCGCGGGAGCAUGAUUGGUCAUGGAGACUACAUCGCAGCCAUGAUCAACGACAUGAACCGGCUUUCUGUGACCAGCUCCAACUCGCUGCGGAAGAGCAGCCCCUCAGCACGGAAGAGGGCCCAGUCUCUGGGAAGGCUGGGGGAGGUGAACGAGGGAGACACCUACCAGUACGAGGGCCUGACCCAGGAUGACGAUGACGACGAUGAAGAUGGAGCUGAGCUGUGGAGAGAAAGGGCUCGGAACAUCCACAGCGAGACCAACACCCCUUACCUGGGCAUGAAGAAGAGCAUCACGCUGCAGCCCAAUGGGAUCCUGCCGAAGGCGAAGUCCACCUACGAAGUGGGUGUCAGCCCCCUGGAGGGACCUUCACAGCACCUGCAACAGCACCAGAACAUCCCGAUGCCAAGUCAUGGGGCCUAUAUGAGUGCAGAUGUAGGAAGUCCUCAGGAGCGAGUGAUAUGGAAACGAGAUUUCCAGCUGCCCAGAGGAAUGCCACCAAACCAGAGACCCGUAGCUUGUUUCUAUAGCCCUGCUAUGACCGUGCAGCAGCUCCAUGGAGAUCAGGGAACACUCACCACCGAGCUCCGCCCCAAUCCACCGAUGUACAUGCACCCACAGAACAGCCCUGGGAGGCCCUUCUCCUCCUAUGACCUAAAAGCGGAGUCCACAGUGAGGUACCACUCCAGUUUUCUGCCCACCGGCACCAGCAGUCCACUCGUGGGAGCCAUUAGACCUCAACGGACUGUGCGCUCCUCGGCUAGCUACACUCUAGGCCUGUCCCCUAACAUGGGACUGAGACCCAGUGGACCUGACCCCUUCCUCAGACACUCUGGAUGCCCCAACCCUCCUUACCCCCGUCAGGACAGCCCCUCCCAACCUCGACCUUCCCCUACAGGCUCAUUGGCCACCAGUCCCCCAGGCACCUGCUCCCCUGCCUUUAGACCCCCGCAGCAUCCCUCACCGAGACCACCUCCCGACCCACCUAAGGUGACCCAUGAACAGUUCAAGGCAGCCCUUCAGAUGGUGGUAGACAAGGGCGACCCGCGAACUUACCUGGAGAACUUUGUGAAGAUCGGGGAGGGUUCAACAGGAGUGGUGUGUAUUGCAACCGAAAAGCACACUGGGAGGCAGGUGGCGGUAAAGAUGAUGGACCUGCGACGGCAGCAGAGGAGAGAACUGCUCUUUAACGAGGUGGUCAUCAUGAGGGACUAUCAGCACAGGAACGUGGUGGAGAUGUUCAAGUCUGCUCUGGUGGAGGAAGAGCUGUGGGUGAUCAUGGAAUACCUGCAGGGUGGAGCACUGACCAACAUUGUGUCUGAGACCAGGCUGAGUGAGGAGCAGAUUGCCACAGUGUGCGAAGCUGUUCUGCAAGCCCUGGCCUAUCUCCAUUCACAGGGAGUCAUUCACAGAGACAUAAAGAGUGACUCAAUACUGCUCACGUUAGAUGGAAGGGUAUUGAAUGUUAAGCUUUCAGAUUUUGGCUUCUGUGCUCAGAUCAGUAAGGACAUCCCUAAGAGGAAGUCCCUUGUGGGGACACCUUAUUGGAUGGCUCCUGAGGUCAUCUCUAAAUCGCCAUAUGGCACCGAGGUUGAUGUGUGGUCAAUGGGAAUCAUGGUGGUAGAAAUGGUUGACGGAGAGCCCCCGUACUUCAGUGAAACGCCUGUAGCAGCAAUGAAGAGGCUGAGAGAUGAACCGGCUCCGACUGUUAGGAGUGUCAGCCAGAUCUCCCCAGUUCUAAAAGACUUCCUGGACCGCAUGCUGACCCGGGACCCCCUGGAGCGGGCCAGUGCCACUGACCUGCUGGAGCACCCCUUCCUGCUGCAGAGCGGUUCACCUCAGUGCCUGGUCCCGCUGGUGGAGCAGUACCGCAAGCGCAUGUCCCGCUGCUGA
This is a messenger RNA of Menidia menidia (Atlantic silverside), 2103 nucleotides long. The record is from the annotation of a GenBank genome assembly. NCBI's taxonomy places the organism in Eukaryota, Metazoa, Chordata, Actinopteri, Atheriniformes, Atherinopsidae.